GUUGAGUCAAAAGCUGUCACAGACAGUAAGGAGCAGUCUGUGACAGACACCUCUGCAACACCUGUGUAAAAGCUUGAGGAGAAAAAGAUGACACGUAUCUUCCAAGCCACGAUUGGCCUGCUGGCAUUGUGUCUUGUGACUCACGCAGUAAAAUGGUGCACAGUAUCUGAUGCUGAGCAAGCAAAAUGUAUGGACCUGCAAACAUGCUUGAAAGGGAACAUAACAAUGCACUGUGUGAAGAAAACUAGUUACCAUGACUGCAUACAGGCCAUUGCAAACUCUGAAGCAGAUGCUAUCAGCCUAGAUGGUGGCCUUAUUUAUGAUGCAGGUUUGGCCCCUUAUCACUUGAAGCCCAUUGCAGCUGAGGUAUAUGGAGAAGAAUGUGCAACCAGUUACUAUACUGUGGCUGUUGUGAAGAAAGGAACAGUCAAUUCACUUAGUGACCUCAGAGGGAAGAAAUCUUGCCACACUGGCUUCGGCAGAUCUGCUGGAUGGAAUGUGCCAAUAGGAAUUUUGUUGGAAAAAGGUUACAUACAGUGGGCUGGAGCAGAAAACGAGCCUAUACAGAAAGCGGUAGCCCGUUUUUUCCUUGCUUCCUGUGUCCCUGGGGUUCCCAAUGAACCCAGCCUGUGCCGUUUAUGUAUUGGGGAAGGGGAAGCUAAAUGUUCUGCCUCUGAUCCCUACGCUGGCUAUUCUGGAGCUUUGAGAUGUUUGAUGGACGGAGUUGGAGAUGUGGCCUUUGUGAAACAAGAAACUGUACUAAGCCUCUCUGAAGAAGAAAGGAACAAAUAUGAGCUGCUUUGUUAUGAUGGGACCAAAAGGCCAGUGGAACAGUAUAGAUCAUGUAACUUGGCUAGAGUUCCUGCUCAUGCUGUGGUAGCACGAAGUGAUGGUCAUAUUGAUGAAAUCUGGGAACUGAUCUCAACAUUACAGAAACGGUAUCCCAAGGGCACUCAAGGAACAUGUCAAUUUUUUGGCUCCUCCCAUGGGAAAGACCUCAUGUGUAAGGACUCUGCUAUGAAAUUUAUCCGUGUCCCUCUGAAAGUAGAUACUCAACUGUACCUGGGCCCCCAGUACCUGGCUGCUAUUCAGAAUGUCAGAAAAGAGAGACCUGCUCCUGAUACAACAAACAGGGUCCGGUGGUGUACCGUGGGCAAGAAUGAGAAAGCCAAGUGUGAUACCUGGAGCGCAGUGAGUGGAGGCGCAAUCGAGUGUGCUGUGGCUGACAAUACAGAGGACGCCAUUGUCAAGAUUCUGAAAGGGGAAGCUGAUGCCAUGAGUUUAGAUGGAGGCCUCAUCUAUGUUGCAGGAGAAUGUGGCUUGGUGCCAGUGGCAUCAGAAAUCACUGAUCAGAGGGACAUUGAAGCAUGCCGUAGUGAAGGAACACAGAUCCGAGGCACCUACGUUGCUGUAGCUGUUGUCAAGAAAAGCAAUCGUAAGAUCACUUGGAAGAACCUGCGAGGGAAGAAGUCCUGCCAUACCGGCCGCGAUAGAACUGCUGGUUGGAAUAUACCUAUGGGCAUGAUUAUCAAUGAAACUGGAAUUACUGAUGUUGAUCACUUCUUCAGUGAAGGCUGUGCACCAGGGUCACCUCCUGAAUCUCCACUCUGCAGCCUAUGUGUCGGCAGUGGCAGCUCCAUCUCUGACCAAUACAAGUGUGCACCUAACAGCCAUGAGCUAUACUAUGGCUAUACUGGUGCUUUUCGGUGUUUGGUAGAGAAAGGAGACGUAUGCUUUGUUAAAGGUACCACAGUCCCUGAGAACACAAAUGGAAACAACCAAGAAGCUUGGGCAAGCAAACUGAAGAGUGAAGACUUUGAGCUGCUGUGCCGCAAUGGAGAACGUCGGCCAAUUACUUCAUCCAGUGAUUGUAAUUUGGGUCAAGCUCCCCCUCAUGGAGUAGUAGCACACCCUGACCGAGCAGACCUAGUCCGUCGUGUGAUGAAUGACCAAGAGGCUCUCUUUGGAAGCAAAGGAUCACAGAAAGAUAUAUUCCAGAUGUUCCAACCUGAUCCCAAGAACAAAGAUCUCCUGUUCAAGGAUCGCACUAUCUGUUUGGGCAAAGUCAAAAAGGGAGCAACCUACAGGGAUCUUCUUGGCAGUGACUACGUAGAUGCUAUUAGUUCAAUCAAGAAGAUCUCACCUUCAGCCCUUGUAGAAGCCUGCAGAUUCCAUCAGCAUGUCUGCUCAUCCUCGUAAUGAAAAAAACAAAACACACCAACAACUGAGAAGAUUCAUUUCUUUGACUUUGAACUUGGGGACCUGUUUCUUUUAUCUUUAACAUUGCAAAAAGGGGGGAAAACCUGUUCAAGCUUCUGGCUUUGUAACUACCUGGUGUUGUAGUGAAAAAUAAAUAACAUUAACUCUAA
This is a messenger RNA of Eublepharis macularius, 2369 nucleotides long. It is a transcript of the gene TF, whose product is annotated as transferrin. Lineage: Eukaryota; Metazoa; Chordata; Lepidosauria; Squamata; Eublepharidae. Gene Ontology annotation, cellular component: early endosome; extracellular region; recycling endosome. The coding region runs from base 88 to 2199 and encodes 703 amino acids. The record is from RefSeq and is a predicted model, not a curated record. Gene Ontology annotation, biological process: antibacterial humoral response; iron ion transport. The transcript has 17 exons.